Rhizophagus irregularis DAOM 181602=DAOM 197198 is the source of this 1129-nucleotide messenger RNA. The record is from RefSeq and is a predicted model, not a curated record. NCBI's taxonomy places the organism in Eukaryota, Fungi, Glomeromycota, Glomeromycetes, Glomerales, Glomeraceae.
GAAAAGAAAUAAACGAAAAGUUUCAGGUUACUUGUACUUUUUAAUAAAGAAAAAAUUUUUAAUGUGUAACAAUUUGAACCUGCAUAAUCAAGUUAUCUAACAGGUAUGUUAUUCUAAUAUAUAUUCUGUCUAAUUUACCCCCGCUGCCCCCGCCAAAUUUUACCCAAUCUAGAAAAGUAAUCAGUUAUUGUCGUUUUAUUAAGUCUAUUAAUUCUGCAAAUAGCCCCAAUUUUUAUUCCUGUAAAAAGAAGAAUUGCGGACAAUACAAUAAUCGCAUUGAUUUUCCAUAAAAAAAAAAAAAGUCAUUGUGACUAACAAGUAAACAGUAAACAAAAUGCACCAAAAUUUAAAAAAAAACAAAUCCCUUCUUUUUAUCAUUAGCUAUGACAGACGCUGAAGUUAGUCAAGCACAAAUUGAAACUAUAGACGCCAUAAAUGAACCAAAAAUUUCUGAACCACGAAAGCUGACUUUAUCAGCAUUAAAAUGUAAAAAAUGCAGACAAACGAUAGUAUCAACUAAAGAUUUCGUUAAUCAUGAUCAAGGAAAAGGGCAAACAGCAUUUGCAUAUAAAAAACGUGACUCAUCAUUUUCACAAAUUGUAUGCUCUUCAUAUUUCAUUGAACCAAUGGAUUGGAUAUUUGACAGAGUACAAGAAGGUGAAUUGGAAGGAAAAAUAAAAUGUCCAACGUGUCAAGUUAAAUUAGGCAAUUUCAGUUGGGCUGGAAUGCAAUGUUCUUGUGGUUCAUGGAUAACACCUUCAUUUGCUAUUCAUCGUGAAAAGGUUGAUGAAGUUUUAACAUGAAAGAAUUUCAGAUAUUUAAUUUCAUUUAUUUUAGCUUAAUUCAUUAUUAUUUACCUAAAAAUCUAAUUAUAUGAGAUCGAAAAAAUUAAUAAUAAUAGCGCGAAUUAAAGUUCAACGACAUGUAAUUACUGUUAUCAUGUACUGUUAGUCUGUUACAUACACCAUAAUACUACGAAAACUCUGUUUUUUUAUUAAUUUAAUAUUAAUGGUCGUUACCUUCAAUGGUGUGAUUUAAAACUUAAUCAACCAUCACAAUUGAUCGCAAAAUUUCAUCUAUCAUUUAAUUUGAUGAUCAUAAAUAAAUAUCUUGAUGUUUAACAAUUUAA